AUGUCGACGUCAAGUCGACGUCGUUCUCGCCUUGCAUCGUCUUUACGACUUCGUUUGGUUUUCAUCGAGCGCAGAGGUCAUCUGAAAUCUUUUGACUUCCAAAUGUUCAAUGUAGCACAGGCAAUAGUAGUCGCCCUCGCGAGCGCAUACGACCCCAGACUUCCGCCGAUAGAGAUGAUUGAGAGAUGUGACGUGCCUGUGGAACAUGUCGUCAUCUUGCUCAUACCUCACAGCACUCAAAACCGAACUGAGUCCUAUAUACUCCAUCUGAGUAUGAUCCGCAAAGAAGAAUUCAUGUCAAACCGCACUUCCGGAAGCUGGACAUCCACAAACCAGACGUUUUCGGUUGCUACAGAUUGCCUUCAACUGGCCGCAUCAGCUGCCCCAAGAGCUAUCCUUUCGGAAUUCACCAUCGUUCUGGUAUCGGUCGAGGUCGGGUUCUGGGAAAUUAGUGGGAACGGACACAACGGGAAGCGAUGGAGGAAGUCUACAGGGAGCGACAACUCACAAGAGGUGCUCACAUACCUGAAGACGCAUAACUGCGGCAAAGGAUGGGCCAAGUUGAUGGUGACUGAAUACAACGGUCACAAUCAGUCCGAGUACUUGUACUCGUCGACUACUGCUACUGAUUCACCCGGAGUAGAGUCAUGA
Molecule: messenger RNA, 651 nt
Organism: Marasmius oreades (fairy-ring Marasmius)
Lineage: Eukaryota; Fungi; Basidiomycota; Agaricomycetes; Agaricales; Marasmiaceae
Exons: 8
Coding region: 1-651 (216 amino acids)
Source: RefSeq, a predicted model, not a curated record